AUGUCUCCUACACCAUUGUAUCCAUCCGUCUCCAGCCCCUCCCAUGCCAAAAAGACUCUAAGACAGAAGCAGAUCGAAGAGUAUUAUGCGGCUGAGAUUUAUCCUCCCAUUAUCGAUGGGCCUGUUGACUACGACUUGCCACAGCUGAAGGUGUACGGCGACCAGAGACCCUGUCCAGAGCUAAUCCUGGACGACUCUGAGAAUGCGCUAAGGCCUCUAGUGGAAGAGUGGUUAGAGAAGCUAAACGCAAUGCUAGAAAGCAUCAACACAGGUGCCAGAAGAGAGAUAAUACACAGCAAUAUGGACAACGUUUUCACAAAUCACGCUGCCUGGAGAGACCACUUAGCUGUUAGUUGGGACCUUCACACAUUUAAUACCCUUGACGACUUGAAGGAUAGGCUCGUGCCAUUCUUAGAAAGCGCGCUAUUGGAAAACGUGAAACUCGACGAUUUAGCGGACUAUCAUUACAAAUAUGGGUUCGGGAAAGUGCUAGUGCACGAGGAGACGUGGGAUCACCCUCCGAUCGAAUGGAUCCAGGUAUAUUAUUCUUUUGAGAAUAAAAUUGGCUACGGAAAGGGUAUCGCCAGGUUGGCCGCGGUCGAAGAUGAACUUACCGGGGAAGCCACUUUAAAAUGCUUUACCUUUUACACUGUAUUGGAGGACUUGAAGGCGUACCCCGAGAAAAUCUUACGUAACCGCCCGGAGGGUGUCAAUCAUGGGCAGCAUGUAGGGCGCCAAUCAUGGUUAGAGCUACGGGCAAAGGAAACUACCUUCGACAGGAACAACCAGCCAACUGUGCUUAUCGUUGGCGGCGGCCAGGGCGGAUUGGCUGUAGCCGCCAGGUUGAAGAGCUUCGGUAUCAGUUCUCUCAUCAUUGAGAAGAAUGCGCGCGUGGGCGACAACUGGCGGAACCGCUAUAAGUUCUUGGUCUUGCACGAUCCGAUCUGGUACGAUGAGAUGCCAUAUUUGCGCUUCCCACCUACCUGGCCGGUGUACACGCCGAAAGACAAGUUGGGUGACUGGUUUGAUGCAUAUGCGAAAAGCUUGGACUUGAAUACCCGCUGCGCGUCUACUGUGACGGGGGCAUCGUUUGACGAAUUGACUGGCAGGUGGAGGGUCGAGGUGACAGAUAAUCUGUCCGGAGGUGUGACGUACUUCGCUCCCAGCCACUUGAUCCUUGCCACAGGUCACUCGGGCGAGCCCCGUCUCCCCAAGUUCAAGGACCAAGAGCUUUUCGAGGGAAAGAUUGUGCACUCUUCGGAGCAUGGCACUGGCGCCGAAUACAAGGGUAAGAGGGCGUUGGUAGUAGGCGGCUGCAACUCCGCGCACGACAUCUGCCAGGAUUUCUAUGAGCAGGGCGCCGACGUCACGAUGCUACAGAGAUCCUCCACAUGCAUCAUCACCGCUACCCACGGCACGAUACACAACAACAGAGGGUUGUACGACGAGGACGGCCCGGUGACGGAGACAGCCGAUCAUAUCUUCCAUUCCAUGCCCAUACACUUGCUAAAUGGUAUGAUGCAGCAGCAGUACCGGGUUUCAUGCCGGGAUGACGAAGAGCUUCUCCGGUCACUUCAGCGGGUCGGUUUCAAGUUGAACGGUGGCUACAACGGCACGGGCUUGUUCGGGCUCUACUUCCGCCAGGGCUCCGGCUACUACAUCGACGUAGGCUGCUCGGGGCUAAUAGCGGACGGGAAGGUCAAGCUCAAGCAGGGCGUCGGGAUCGAACGCUUCCUCAAGAACGGCGUCGUGUUCACAGAUGGCAGCCGCCUAGAGAACAUCGACAUCGUCGUCCUUGCCACGGGCUACACCAACAUGCGGGAGACCGCAAGACGGUUAUUCGGCAACAAGGUCGCGGGCCGCCUAGACCCUGUCUGGGGCCUCGACGAGGAGGGCGAGACCAAAACCAUGUGGCGCAACUCCGGCCACCCCAACUUCUGGUUCAUGGGCGGCAACCUUGCAUUGGCCAGAUACUAUUCCAAGCGCCUAGCGCUCAAGAUCGUUGCCCAGGAGAUGAACAUCUUCUACUAA
Eremothecium gossypii ATCC 10895 is the source of this 2031-nucleotide messenger RNA. Its product is annotated as flavin-containing monooxygenase. Gene Ontology annotation, molecular function: monooxygenase activity; flavin adenine dinucleotide binding. The coding region runs from base 1 to 2031 and encodes 676 amino acids. Lineage: Eukaryota; Fungi; Ascomycota; Saccharomycetes; Saccharomycetales; Saccharomycetaceae. The transcript has a single exon. The record is from RefSeq and is marked provisional.